UACUAUCUCUGUUUGUUACCACCAUCAUCGACAGAAAUUCGCAAAUUCAUCAAGAAAUACCUUUCUCAACCAAGAAACCAACAAGAAACAUGUCUCCAACCGCUAUUACGAGCUCCAACGGCCUCUCCAAUAAUGGCCUCUCCAACGGCCUCUCCAACGGCAGCGUGAAAAACGGAAGCAACGUUGUCGCGAAAAUUGCCAGCAACGUUCAUUUGACAUCAGCGGAGGUUAUCCAGAUGGAGAACAAGUACGGAGCCCACAACUACCAUCCGUUACCCGUCGUCUUCGAUUCCGCAAAAGGUGCCAAAGUAUGGGACCCUGAAGGCAAAGAGUACAUCGACAUGCUUUCUGCCUAUUCAGCCGUAAACCAGGGGCACUGUCACCCAAAGAUUGUCGCAACGCUCAUCGAGCAGGCACAGAGACUCACCCUUUCGUCUCGGGCCUUCUACAACAGCGUCUUUGGCCGCUUCGCUCAGCAGAUCACGGAGAUGUUCAGCUACGAUAUGGUUCUGCCCAUGAACACUGGCGCAGAAGCUGUCGAGACGUCUCUGAAGCUUUCACGCAAGUGGGCUUACAUGAAGAAGGGUGUUCCCGAAGGCCAGGCUGUGAUUUUGAGCGUGGAAGGUAACUUCCACGGGAGGACGUUGGGCGUCAUUAGCAUGAGUAGCGACCCUGAGAGCCGAACUGGCUUCGGACCUUACCUUGAGGGUGUCGGACCGACGUAUCUUGAUGGCUCCCAACUGAACACCAUCAGAUAUGGCGUAUUGGAGGAUUUGGAACGUGCGCUUGAGCUGCAUGGCAAGAAUGUCGCAGCGUUCCUCGUGGAACCGAUUCAAGGAGAAGCUGGGAUCGUUGUUCCGGAAGAGGGAUAUCUUUCACGCGUCCAUGCGCUCUGCAAGAAGCACAAUGUGCUCCUUAUAUGUGAUGAGAUCCAGACAGGACUGUGUCGAACAGGCAAGAUGCUGGCGUGUGAGUACGAUAACAUUCGACCAGAUAUGGUCCUACUGGGCAAGGCGCUAUCCGGCGGAGUGUACCCGGUUUCUGCAGUACUCGCUGAUCGGGACAUCAUGCUUUGCAUCAAACCCGGCGAGCAUGGCAGUACCUACGGAGGAAACCCACUAGGGUGUGCUGUAGCCAUGACGGCUCUUAAUGUCCUCGUCGAUGAGCGUCUGGCGGAGCGUGCGAUGGUGCUGGGAGAACUCUUCCGAAGGUCGAUCAUGAAGCUCAAUUCCCCACUGGUUCAGACGGUACGCGGAAGAGGGCUGUUGAAUGCGGUCGUUAUAGACGAGAGUAAGAGUCGUAAGGGACGCACGGCCUGGCAGCUAUGCCUGCUGCUGAAAAGUCGAGGAGUAUUAGCGAAACCGACGCAUGUGAAUAUCAUUCGGUUUGCGCCUCCACUGGUGAUAUCAGAGGGGGAUCUGUUGAAGGCUGUUAGGAUCAUUGGGGAAUGUUUGGAGGAUCUUGACAGGGUCGAUGUCAUCCCAGGCGAUGGGGGUCACUAGGUGGCUUGUGUUGCGUGUACUACUACUUACUGUGUUAUCUACAGCAUUGCACUAUGUUUGUAUCAAAUAGAACGCAUGCGUGUAUGACUAGGGGGGGCGAUGAAUUCCUCUGCAAACGUGUGAUGGGAAAACUGUCUCCAUCGUUCUAGGUUAUUCAGUGGUAGUAAGUGAUGUAGUAUUCUAU
Guyanagaster necrorhizus is the source of this 1686-nucleotide messenger RNA. Its product is annotated as ornithine-oxo-acid aminotransferase. The transcript has 9 exons. Gene Ontology annotation, cellular component: cytoplasm. The record is from RefSeq and is a predicted model, not a curated record. NCBI's taxonomy places the organism in Eukaryota, Fungi, Basidiomycota, Agaricomycetes, Agaricales, Physalacriaceae. Gene Ontology annotation, molecular function: identical protein binding; L-ornithine transaminase activity; pyridoxal phosphate binding. Bases 90 to 1502 code for a protein of 470 amino acids.